AUGGAGAAGUUCGUGGGUGUGUCAUGUUCUUUAACGUUAUUUAGAAAACAUGACUUGAUUGACCAAAAGACACUUCGAGUUAAACAAAAUCGCAUAUUUGCGUCUAGGUCGUACCAUAUUCACCCGACCCGUAAAAAGCGUGACCUUGGAUGUGGGGACAUCUUCAGAAGACGAAGAUACCUAUCUUACGGCACCCUCCUUACCUACGAGAAAACAUUCGAGAAAUUGGGGUUGUUUCUAGCUCGUAAACCGUGGGUUGUAUUUCUUCUGUCACUUAUAAUUGGCACUGUAAGCUGCCUGGGAUUCAUUCGCCUUCGUGUCGAGCUUCCCUCUGUUGAACGCUUCACUGCCACUGACAGCCAAUCCAAGAAAGACUUCCAUCAAGCAGCACAGUUCUUUCCACUUCUUGAAGCGCGCCAAGAACAGAUCAUCAUGGUCCCUAGUCAUGGUCAAGAUAUCCUGAGUGAAGAUUGUUUGAAAGACGCCGUUCUCGUCCACAAGACCAUAGUAAACAUUAGUGGCUACAGUGAAAUAUGCUCGAGGCAGUUGCUUUCAGACACCCAACACAAACCAGCUGAACAUGACUGCAUCAUCAGCAGUCCUCUCGAAUUAGCUGGUACUCAGUUUGAAAAUCUGGGGAACCUUUCUUCCAUUCUGGUUGGUGAGUUGGCAAACUCCACUGUCGUUCUCUCCUCUGGUCAAACUUUCAAUUCUUCCUUUAAGCGAUUGUUGAGUAAUUUUCAAGUUCAACGGAAAACAAAUCCGCCGACUGGUCGGGCUGACGCCCUACGACUUAUUUACUUCCUUAAAAAGGCAACAACUAAAGAAGAAGACCAAGCAGUUAUCAACUUUGAAACAUCUUUUGAGAGUCUCCUCCCGUCGUUGGGUCGUCACUUGAAAUGUGCAGAACUCGCCUUCAAGACUGGGAAAACAAGAAACGAUGCAUUGGAAACCGUUUUGAGAGUGGAGCUAUGGCCACUUUAUGUUACACCUGUGGCAAUGGCUGUUCUUGUCUUUAUUCUCAUAUUCCUUUCCUCUAAUAAUCACAGUUGCCUAAAAAUAGUCGUACUGAUGAUUUCAUCAAUUCUAUUUCCGAUGACCUUUUCUGCAGGUAUUAUCUCGAUGACGAACACCUCUCUUUUCCCAACUACCCUGUUUAUUCCCUUUUUGCUUUUGGGUAAAGCAACCUCAGACAUGAUACUUUUCCUUGUGGAAUGGGAACGACGUAAGGUGCCAUCACUUGAACACCACGUCAGUAACUGUGUUACGAGAGCGGGACUACCUGCUGCAUUGUCGGCAUUGUGUGGAACAAUUUCGAUUGGAAUCGCAAUCAAAUCUUCCUUUGAUGUGAUUUCCGAAUUUUUCACCGUAGCGAUUGUAACUUUUACAGUUCUCUCGGUUUCAUCUUUCAUAGUAACAGUCACUUUGUUGACGUAUUUUGAAAGGCGAGUAAAGAACAUGGACACCUCGUCUGUGCCUCGUCGCAGAGGAUCGCAAAUCGCCGAAGUCGGAGGCUUGCAAAACGGGUCCAUACAAUGGCUAAAUGCGAAACUACGACACAGUUUGAGAGUCUAUGCCCAGAUAAUAACGUCACUGGGUGGUAAAAUUCUCUCACUUUUCAUCUCUGCUUGCAUCAUUAGUUUGUGCCUGUCGUCUGCUUUACAGCCUGAUGAGCGAGCGGGAACCACCGAGGCACUUUACCAAAAUGAAAAUUUCAAGCAGUUCAGUAAAGCACAACAAAAGUUCUUUGGUAAAGAAACUGACACGAGCAUCGUUUUCCCCGUGGAAAUGGAGUAUUCACGGGAUUCUGUACAAGAUACAAUUUUAGACACUUGUAAAAUGCUCCAAGAGGCCCCCUACAGUGCGAGGGAAUCGUUGUGUUGGAUGGCAUCCUUACGGCAGUGGGUGAGUUUUAAAAACAUAAAAUGCUCGAAGUCUGAUUUUUUCCAAUGUCUAGACGUAUUUCUUAAUCAGACCCUUCACGUCCCUUUUCGUCAAGACUUACAUUUUGGAGUAGGAAAUCUCAGACGCAACAUUUUAGCAUCUCGUGUUCAUUUAAAGAUGGUUGUACGCAACCGCUAUAGAGAAGACAGAAGGUCCCUUGAAGAAUUAAGGGGAGACCUUUCCACACAGUCGUCCCAAGAAGCGAUACCAGUGUCUGAGACAUUUUUGGAACUUGAUGACCUCUUUUUGUUGGAAAGAGAAACCGUCUUUAUUCUUCUUAUCGCCACCGUUGUAGUGUUUGUACAUUCGUUGCUCGCAAGUUCAAGUUUCAGGAUUAGUGCUUACCUAGCUAUAACACUGGACAUACUUGUCCUGGAGGCAGCAGGCAUCAUGGAGGCCUGGGGAAUUCAUCUCAAUCACAUUUCCUUUCUUGCCCUCUAUUUGACAGUUAUCCUAUCGCUGAGUUUCAGCAUCCAAGUGGCCCAUUCAUUUGUAUUUUCAGAAAUGAAAGCUGUUCGAGAUCGUAUGGUUGAAGCCCUGAGCUCUGUCUGGUGGUCUGUGCUUGUUGCAGCGGUAGUUCAUAUAGCUGGAUCGGUCUCAUUGGGGUUUAUUUAUCCAAGUCUGGCAGACAUUUUUAGUCGACUGAUCCCUCUUGUAUUAGUCCUAGGACUGAUUCACGCUCUCGUUAUUUUCCCACCAUUCAUCGUAUUAAUUUUCGAGUUAGUGGAUAGUUUUACUUGUCAGAAUGACGUUGAAAUGCUGCCUACCCAGACGGAAACAAACGUAAUGCCCUUGCAGGUACAAGAUGAUCACUUAAAACAACCGAAGUCUGAACGCCCUGCCAUUUCCAUAAUUGGUAUUAGCUGCAGAUUUCCUGGAGCCAGCAGCAAGGACCUGUUCUGGGAUUUGCUUGAGAAAGGAAAGAAUUCCAUUGGCGCGUUUCCCCAGAAUAGAAAAGAAGAGCACAAAACUUUCUUCCAACUAUAUCAUCCUGAGCGAUUUGUCAGUGGACGUCUCUGUGCCGUCAAUGGCUCUUACCUGGAAGAAAUACAGCGUUUCGACAACAGGUUCUUUGGCAUCUCCAAUCAAGAGGCCCGUGGAAUGGAUCCUCAACAGCGAAUUCUUCUACAAGUGGUAUACGAGGCUAUUGAAGAUUCCGGAAUGCGACUUGAAGAUCUUCAAAGGUGUAGAACAGGGGUUUUUGUCGGUGUGAUGAAUCUUGAGUACGGAACACUUAUAACCGACCCAUCAAAUUACAAUAACAUCGACCAGUUUUCAUCUACGGGAAUCACAGCAUCCAUUCUUGCCAAUAGAGUGUCCUUUUGUCUUAACCUAACAGGUCCAAGUCUAGCCGUUGAUACGGCAUGCUCUUCAUCGUUAACUGCUCUGAAGCUCGCUUGUGAUAAUCUGCACAACGAAGAUUGCGAUAUAGCAAUUAUCUGUGCAUCUAACAUCAUUCUCGAUCACUCCAUGCAGAUGGUAUCCAGUAUGGCUGGUCUCCUGGCACCUGACGGGCGCUGCAAAAGUUUUAAUGCCUCUGGCGACGGCUAUGGACGGGGAGAAGGUUUUGCAGCAGUUGUUUUGAAGCUAUCCAAUGCAGCUUUAAGUGACAAAGAUGAUCAAUACUGCGAAAUAGUUGCCUGCGGUAUGAACAACGAUGGACAAAAUGCCGUACCGAUGACCGCCCCAAGUGCAAAAAUGCAAGCUGAAUUAUCCAGAACGGUGCUAGAAAAGUCAGGAUUGAAUCCAAGCGAGGUGAAUUACUUCGAAGCGCAUGGCACUGGUACUGCAAUUGGAGAUGUGAUAGAGGUUACCUCCAUAGCUGAUACUUACACCAGAGGACAUGGAAAGCCCACACGAAAGCUAAGAAUAGGUUCGGUAAAGUCGAACCUUAAUCACACAGAGUCAACCUCAGGUCUUGCUGGGCUUAUCAAGGUCGCUCUAAUGAUCAAAAACAAAAGAUUGGUGCCAACUGUUAACGUAAAUGUUCUGAAUCCCAAAUUAAAGUUGGAAGAGAAAGGCCUAAUUGUACAACAAACAAGCGAACCAUGGAACACAGAAUCAGGGAAACUGCGAAUAGGAGCAGUUAACUCCUUCGGAUAUGGUGGAUCAAACGUCCACGUCAUCCUUCGCGAAGUUACCUCGAAGGAAACCUCAGUGCAUGAAGAACCCGUUGAUCGCUUAAAUAAUAUUCUCACAAUCUCUGCGCGCUCUAAAGAGGCUUUACAGAAGAUGGCACGGCAAUAUUCUGAAUGGCUGAAAGAUCAUGUCAACGAAGUAGACAAAUCUUUUGUCAACGACUUAUGUUACUCUUUAAACGAACGCCGCAGUCAACUCCCACACCGGUUGGCACUUGCCUUUGGAUCCACUAAUGAUGCAUCCAAGACUCUAGCAGACUACGCUAAUGACUUCGUGGGAUGGGACAAGUCGGUUUCUUAUGGUGAAGUAAACUCCGCUGACCCAAAGAUCGUCUUCAUGUUUGGCGGGCAGGGCUCUCAAUGGUAUGCCAUGGGUAGACAGCUCAUUGAAACAGAGGAAACGUUUAAAGAGGCUAUUUUAACUGUAAGCAACAUACUUAAAGACAUGGGGAUGACGUGGUCACUUGUAGAUGAGCUGAUGGCAUCAGAAGACAAAUCAAGAAUUUCCGAGAAUUGCAUCGCCCAGCCAGCCACGUUUGCUGUGCAGUAUGCUACUGCACAGCUGCUGAUGUCCUGGCGAAUCUAUCCUUCAGCCGUCAUUGGUCACAGUCUUGGUGAGUUUGCAGCUGCUUGUGUUUCUGAGAUUAUAACGGUCAAGGAAGCAGUGCAACUGGUGCUGAUUCGUUCCACAUUGCAAGAUAAAUGCCCUAACAAUGGUGCCAUGGCGGCUUUGGGCAUGUCAGAAGAAAAUGCAAAAAAACUACUUACAGAAUUGAAGCUAAGCGCCACACUAAGCAUCGCCGCAGUCAAUGAUGCGAAGAGCGUGACACUGUCUGGUGAUUCCGAAUCCAUCGACGCCCUUGGCCAGCAUCUGGCAGUACACGCAAAGGAUACUUUCUGGCGUAUUCUUGGGACAAAACACGCAUUUCACAGUCCGCAUAUGGAGGUUAUCAAGAAACCUUUUGAAGCAGCAAUGAAAAGGAUCACAUUAAAGCCUAAGCUGUCGAAGAUUCCAAUGUAUUCUACCGUCGAGGGUGGAGUCGUCUCAGGUCAACAGUUAAACAGCGAUUAUUGGUGGCGAAAUAUUCGCUUCCCAGUCCAGUUCUAUCAAGCAAUGAAGAACCUGCUACUCGAUGGUUACAAACAGAUUAUUGAGGCUAGCACGCAGCCUAUUUUAGCCCACUACGUCAAGCAAAUUGCUCUUCAAAACAACCGUAAAGACCAGGAAUUGCCAGUUGUCAUUGCAACACUUCCUCGAAAGAGGGUACCUGUUCAAGACCAGCACAAACGCUUUCUCCAGAACACCAUAUGCAAACUUUACACCCUAGGAUUUCCCAUUGAUUGGCAAUGCGUACAGAAGAAUCCAUCGGCCAAGUUCGUCCGUUCGCUCAACUAUCCAUGGCUGGAAAACAGCUUUUGGUACAGGGAACAUCCACCCAUGACCAUAAUUCCUCCACUUGGAACAGAGGAACCCACAAAGAAGCAAACACACCCCUUUCUAGGACAGGUGAAAAUGACCGACUUUUUUUCAGGACUGCACUGCUGGGAAACCGAGAUUGAUGUCCAUCGUUUUGCAAGUUUGAAAGACCACGCUCUUAUUCAGGGAGUAACUGUGAUGCCGGGGGCUGCCUACCUAGAAAUGGCCUUUGCGAUGGCGAAGGACAAGUUCGUUGAUAUUGCUGGCUUGGAACUAAGUGAUGUUAAGCUGUCAAGUCUUCUUACACUGCCUGAAACACAGGUGCGCUCCUUACGACUACGUCUUAUGAAAACUGACAGAAUUGACACAACUCAGUUCAACAUUACUAGUGUUCAAGAUCAACAUUCUGAGAUUAAACUGAGCAGUGGGAGUAUUUCCGUUGAUCUUUUGCACAGAAGACAAAUGAGCGAAGAUGAAGCUCCAAAUCAGGUUGGUCCAGCUGUAAACGCACUGAUGAUAAAUAUGACCAAAAUGCCGGUGGAGCAAUUCAGAGAAAUAACGGAGAAGUUUGGUUUCAACUACGGCCCAACAUACUCCAUCAUCAAACAAAUAUGGCAGUGCAGCAAUGAAGGACUUUGUCUGGUCGAUAUCAGUGAAUCUCUGGAAAUCCAAACAGAAGCUGCAGAUUAUGUUAUCCAUCCCUGCAUCUUAGACGCCUGUUUACAGUCCUGCUUUGUUCCGCUUGGAAUUUCGUUAACCAAUGACAAGUCAAUUGUGCCGGUGGGUUUCAAAAGCAUUACUCUUAAUGAUGUUCCAUCUUCGAACCAGCUGUACUGUCACGUCACUGCUGAUGCGAACGACUUUGGAAAAUUUGACGUUACCCUCAUGAGUCCUUCCGGUAACGUUUUAUUAACCAUGUGUGAGUUUCGUAUCGCGGAGUUGACUAGCUCACCACGCCAACUUGGUUUCGUUGACCUUGCGUAUGAAGUCAAUUGGAAAGAAAAGGAGCUAACACUGGAAGAGCGAAAAGAAAGCGUGGAACAUUUGACGUGCGUAGUGUUGAAAGAUUCCUCCGAUUUCUCAAACACCUUAAUCUCAAGACUUCAGGCUGCAAAAGUCAAGGUGAUCAUAGUUGACCUGCCAGGUGAACUACGUGAUGUGGCUUACAACAGCGAAGUGCAAAAAGUGAUUGAAACAGUCUUUUGGGGCAUACCAAAAAGAGAUUCACCCAACCUCAGGGUCAUAAACAUGUGGCCUGUUCAAACGACGCUUCUACUGGACAACUUCGAUGUGAUUGAUCAAGCUCAAAGCAUCGCUUUCAGCAGUUCCGUCUUCUUAAUCAAGCUGCUGGUGAAAAAAGAGUGUCUUGAUUCACGGCUGUUCCUCAUAACUGAGUCUACACAGGUGCUGAGCUCUUGCGAAAGGUCUUCUGAAACUAAAUCCAUGCCGUGGGGUUCUACAGUCUGGGGUCUUCGACGAACAGCAAACCUUGAAGACCCCAGCCUCAGGGUUACAGCUAUUGACCUUGACAGCAAAAAGAAUGUGAAUGAAGUAGAUGCCUUGACUGACGAGAUUCUAGGUGACAGUAUUGAAGACGAGGUAGCCUUCCGAGAGGGCAAACGAUUCAUUAACCGCCUCCAAAGAUUACCAACGCUCCAGAAGAAAACUACCAUAACCAGCAUGGACGAGAUCAAGAAGAAACAUUCAUUGUACCUGUCAACUUUUCCUUCGUCAGGAAAGCUCUGCCUGCGUGAACAAAGUCUGUCGAAACCAUCCCCCUCUGAGCUGACAAUAGACCUGCUUUAUAGCUGGACACCCUCUGAAUCUCUGACCGAUGUAGCCAAACCAAAAGGAUGUGUCUUCGUGGUUGGAAAAGUGACUGGUAUACCUGAGAAGAGCGAACCCACUUUCCAGAUUGGCGACGAGGUGUGUGGUGUUCUUUCCACUGGACGGGUUUCCCAUUCCAUGUCCAUCCAAGUCAGUGACGUCUUUGUAAAGCCAGCAAGCCUGACAAAGGAGCAGGCCACAUUUAUUCCUGCGUGCUUAGCCAUAGCAUCUCACGCUCUUCAAAUGGCAUUUCCUGGUGAACAAAACCAGAAAUUACUGAUACAUGAAGCCAACCGAGGUCCUGGACCAGCAGCAGUUUGUCUUGCAAAAACAUCGGGUCACAGAGUAUUUUGCACCAUUCCCGACACUUGCCAAACGCCUACAAAGACUCUUCUGCUUGAAAUGGGUGCGGAAGGUGUGCUGCGUCAGAGUUCCCCCAAUCUCAGUAGUGAUUACAACGACCCCUUCGAUGCCGUUGUAUUUUUCUAUCCACCUUCUCCAAAUGCUCUUCAAAAAAGUAGUCGGUCUCUUAAACGAGGAGGAAGAGUCAUUAUCUUGAGCUCUGAGUUCCAUGGUGACGUCGUAUUUCCCGCAAAUACAAGUGUCAGAUACGAGCGAGAGGACAUAGCACACAUUCUUCUGUCUCGCCUGGUUUUCGAGAAACUCAGUUUAGAAAGUCUUAAACUGCUGGAAGAUAAAGGAGUUCUUGAAAAGCUUCUUUCAUUGCAGCUCGAGACUGUUGAUUUGACGAAGUCAAUCAAAGCGGUAAACACGUCAAGUCGAAAAUUCCAAGUAAAGGCAUUUUCAGAAGUUUUCUUUCCAAUCUACUCGUAUGCAUCUUUUGAAGAAGACAAUCACCUGCAACAUAUUCCAGUUCUCCCUCGCGGCUUAGACGGGUGUGGUUUGAAAGAAAACAGAACUUACCUGGUAGCAGGAGGAAUCCGAGGAUUUGGAUUUGAAGUUGCUUGUUGGAUGAUAGAGAAUGGAGCAAGAUCUCUAGGGCUUAUUGGUCGGUCCAAGCCCUCAGAAGACAAGUGUCAGUGGAUACGAGCGAUUGAGAAGAGGACCGGUGCUAAGAUCCACAUCUUUCAGGUUGACAUUUCGAACAAAUGCCAGAUGUCUUCCUUUAAACAACGGCUUCAAUCUCUUCCAAGUGUGGCUGGAAUCGUGCACACUGCCAUGGUUCUUAGAGACGAAUUUAUCAAGGAUCUGACCUUUGAAAGCUUCACCGAAGUCAUGGGCCCUAAGAUCAAAGGUUCAUUUUUGCUUCACCAAAUGAGCUUAGAAAUGGAUCUGGAUUUCUUCGUCAUGUUUUCAUCCAUGGCGUCCAUCGUUGGUAACAUGGGACAAUCGUCAUAUUCCGCCUGUAAUGCUUUUCAAGAUUCCCUCGCUCAGUACCGAAGACACGUGCUCGGUCUACCCGGACUGGCGAUAAACUGGGGACCAAUCAGUGGAGCUGGUGUAAUGGAGCGAGAAACUGGUAUCGUUAAACUGCUGACCAAGGCUGGAUUGGGCUUCAUUCAUGCAAAGGAAGGAGUAAAACUCAUGGCCAAAGUUCUAACUGAAGAGCCAGGCCGCUGCCAAAUCUCUCUGUUUGAUGCGGACUGGACUCGAUUCAUUAAAAGCAAUCCUGGACUGAGAAAGACUUCCCGACUCUCAGCCAUCACUGCUGAAAUCAGUGCUCCCGAGAGUCAGACCAGGUCGACAGAAUCUCUGGCGCAAGCGAUUAUCCUAGAGAAGGAUGCACACAAGAGAGCAGAGCUUGUAAAUGAAUAUGUUUCCAUCUUACUUACAGAAUGGACAGGAAUUUCAUCACCUUCCGAGACAGAUCUGAACAAGAGCUUUUACAGUUACGGCGCCGAUUCCACUGGAUCUCUGACUUUGAAAAUGCAGCUUCAAUCCAAUCUUCAAGUCUCUUUUGAGGUUUUCUAUUUUAUGCAGCCUGAUACCACUCCGCUAAAAUUGAUAAAAGAUAUUACUGUCAGACUUGGUGCACAAAGGUCAAACUCCCAACCAUCCAACGAGCAGCCUGAAAAUAGCGAAGACCGAGAAGAUGGACCUGCGCAGACACAACCAACGACGGAUACAUCUCAAUCAAAAAUUACCCCAGCGAAUCAAAUACAAGUUGUACCGCUGUACACUCCUGCGGGCUCAGCCAUAAAGUUUUUCUGUGUACAUCCAUCACACCGAUACGCCAUGAGUCUGGUGCCAAUUUCUACAGGUUUUCAAGGACAGGAUUUGGUAUCCUUCUAUGCACUGGGCUUCACUGACCCAACAGUAGUGAGUGAGGACUGGGGUGGAGUACGUGAACUUGCUGCACAUUACGUUCAACUGAUCAGCAUAGAGCAGCCCCAUGGACCGUACUUUCUUGGCGGAUAUUCCUACGGAGGGCUUCUUGCGUACGAAAUGGCGUCCUUGUUGACAGAGCAGAACCAGAGGGUGGAAUGUGUAGCAAUGAUCGACACAUUUCCCUGGUCCCCGCUUUCACAGACGAUCAGCACUAGGCUAGCUUCCAUGCAGGAAGAUGUAAAUUCGCAACGUCGACAUCUUAAGCUUCAAUUCGAAAACUUCAUGCAGAAGCUAGCGUUAGAUUCCCUUAAGAUGGGAGCUGAUGAAUACCGACAGCUGAGAGAGGAGCACAACGAAGACGGGGCCCUAGAUGAACUACAGAGAAGGAGCCUCGAGAAAGGACUCACCAGCUAUAAUUUGAAAGCCCUCCGAGAGUCCCUUCUGAGGGAUCAAACUAUUGCAAGCAGAACACACCACGAAUGGCAGCCUCCUGAGGUCCGUUAUCGAGGUCCUCUCACCUUCCUCAAAUGCCAAAACACCUGCUUCUCGCCAACUCGGCCCCCCAAGUCAGAUAGCGCCGAGGAGGUAUGGGGCCAGCUGGUAAAUGGAGGGACAGCCGUGCUCGUUUGUCCUGGUGACCAUUACUCCUUAAGUGAGCUACCCCAUGCUCCCGUGACAGGCAGUAUCCUAGCGACAGCCCUUGCAUUCAACUACCGCAUGUUGUUCAAGGAAUUCCCCAGACCUUCAAGAACAUUCCAUCAAAGACGAGCCGUGGAAAAGUUUUGCAGCGGAGUAAAAGUGUUUCUUCACUCAAAGAAAGGCAACAAAUGGCCACACUUUGGAGAUCUUUUCUUCGACGAGGGUUCUUACAAACUUGAGCUGAAGUCAAAAGUGGACGAUGGAGGAACGGAUGAGAACGAAAAAACCAAAAGGAUAAUUGACCUGAAAGGCCUCCGCAUGGUGCAGCCAGGACGACUCGUCUCCAGUGCCCAGAAGUAUGCCUGGCGCAAGCGAAGAGUCGGAGCUGAUCAAAGUGGGAACCUGGGACAAGUUGCGUCCGUCAUAACAGGUCGGCGAGUUUACAACUUGGAAUUCACUGAUUAUUCCGAUUUAAAAGCGUUUUAUAACAUGAUAGAAGCUGUAUUUGCAGUGACAUUGUUAACCAGUUAGACCUGUAGUGGCAAACACGUGUUUUGAUUUUUCUAGCUUUAACUUUUCGACCAUUUGUGUUCGAAUUCAGUUAUGUUUUUACACAAGUAUCAUAAAAUAUAUUUACAACAAACUUGCUUAGUUGCAACUUUACUGAUCCUUGUUGUUCAGUCAAAAUGACAGAGCCAUGGAGCGAUUUACCUCGAUGCUUCUGUGAUAUUUUACUGUUAGUUGCAAUUUAGAGGUUAGCAAGUAAAUUUUUUUAAACCUAGCAUAAACUUGAUUAUUUGCAAUUAAUUAAAUCCAAAACAGUCAUUUUCCCUCUGUUUCUGUUUCAUUUGACUAUUGUGCGAGAAAUUUUACUGUAGUAUUUUAAGGUCUAUUUUUUUAGCAAAAAGGAACUCACUUUCUGUAGAGUUAAGAAGCAAGUGAUUGUAGCUAAGUAAGUUUAGAUUUCACCUUUCAUACUCAACUUAGUUCUCUUACUCAGAAACUAAAAAUCUACGUAAAAUUGCUGUGAAAUCGCUGUCAUUCGUAAGUAUAGGGACCUAAUUUACUUUGACAAAAAUAAUGGAUCAGUAUAGAUUGCUUCACACCCACCAAUUAUGUUAGUUUAUCCAAAGUCAGCGUUAGAUAAGAGUGUUUGAUUCCUUUUCACUUUAUAACUAUAAGGAAACACUUAGUUUCAAACUAGUUGUAAAUUAGUAUAAGUUUCCACGGGUCAAUGUUGUCUCGCAUUCAAGACUAUUUUAGUUACCUUUUUAUGUGGCUCUUAAUUUUUGAACAGAUUUUCGCCGAGUUUUAAUGUAGAUUUACUUAUUGGAAUAUUGUAGGUUUUUUAGUUUAGCAUAGUUUGUGUCAACAUACGGUAUGGGAAAGAGUCUUUAAUGCUUGGUCCCUUGGCCUGGGAGUUAUAUCUAGUUUUUUCUCCUUAGAAUUUUGAUGACCCACUCGACAUUGUCUAUUAAUUAGUUAGAAACGAAAAUGCCUCUUUACUAAAUAGUUGCUUAUUCCAGGAAACGCUGUCUUGGCAUAUUACGAGAUUCUGAAAACAGACCUGAAUAGAAGUGGGCAUCAAUUGUCCGGAAAAUUAAUUAGUAUUUCUAAUAAUGAUUGGGAAUUGAGAGCUUGUAGGGCAACGCAGGCGGCGUGAGAGCAAACUGUUAAGUUUUCACAAAAAGAAAGUUCUGAAGAAAGUUUUGCAGGCAAUUGUCUUAGAACAUUGUAGUGCAAUGACUUCAACGGGGACAACCUGAGAGUUUUAAAGCAAUCAGACCAUAAUUUUGAGCCAUAAGAAUUUUAACCUUGUUUGUGAUCUCAUCCAUCAUAUUGUAGCAUCUUGAAUGUCAAUCGUUGGAACACACAAUUCUGGUUGGCUGUAAAUUACAUACAAAUUGCGUUUACUUGAGCAGCAAAACAAACGCCGGAGCGACAAAAAUAAUUUGAACUUAGCACAGACAAUUUGAAUGGGCGCUCCUAGCGCCUAGUGCUCCUAGCAAGUAGGCGGAAUAUGUCGUUGUUCUGUUGUUGGUGUCGGAAUGAUAUUUACCACGGAGUUAAAAAUUACUUUCUAGCUGUCUUUAGAGGAUUGGCCGACUUCCAAACUGUGUUCGCAAUCAUUAUAACAGUCGCUAGACAGUGCAGAGUUGUUUUCUCCACGCUGGGUCGCACUUUUACGGCACCACGUUCAAAGUUUUAGCGUUAUUUUGUUGCUUUGUUCGAACUGAAAAUUGUUUGCUUCAAAUAAUUAUUUUACCUCUGGACCUUGACGAGUUGUGUUCCAAGCGCUGGUCUCAAAGAAAAUUACUUUUAUUGCCUGUUUAUCGCGGGUGCUGUUGAAGUCAAUGAAAUUUGAACGCAUUCAGCAGCAAAUGAAAAUUUUCCAUUCCAACGGCUAACCAUGGCACUGCUAGAACAUGACUGGUGAGAUCACAAACAAACUCACAGUCUUCCAUUUACAAUCGUACUGUGAUUGAUUGAAAACUCUCAGGCGGCCGCGGUUUGAGUCGUUGCACUGUAAGCGUUUUCACAAUAUCAUUAUAGUGCUCUAAACUCAGCGACAUAUAAGUUAUAAGGAAACAUUUUGAUGAGAUAGGAAAUAUAAUUUUUAUGUACAGCAAGGAUUAUAAUAAAAAGAGGGAUAAAUUAACCGA
Messenger RNA from Orbicella faveolata, 12917 nucleotides. RefSeq lists its product as uncharacterized. Gene Ontology annotation, biological process: fatty acid biosynthetic process. The record is from RefSeq and is a predicted model, not a curated record. Gene Ontology annotation, molecular function: fatty acid synthase activity; 3-oxoacyl-[acyl-carrier-protein] synthase activity. Lineage: Eukaryota; Metazoa; Cnidaria; Anthozoa; Scleractinia; Merulinidae.